UUCAAAGGGAGGAGACUAAAAGCAGAGUAUUAACACAGAGCUGAAAUGAAAAUUAAACCAUUCAGCAGCAAGACACCAGCAGCAAUACUUCACCCAUCGACUCCCUGAAACAAACAUGUCUGCCAAAUAUACUAAGUUCAAUGAAGAAGAACCAGAUCUCAGGAUUGCUGUUAUUGGGAAAACUGGAACUGGGAAAAGUGCAGUAGGAAACACCAUCUUAGGGGAAAGAUUUUUUAUGGCUAGGCUGUCUUCUUCCUCAGUGACAUCAGAAUGUCAGAAGGAAACAGGUCAGUUUGAAGGUCAGAUCCUGGCUGUAGUUGAUACUCCAGGUCUGUAUGACACCAGAAAAAAUCAAGAGGAGGUGACAAGAGAGAUGGCCAAGUGCAUCUGCUUUAUUGCUCCUGGUCCUCAUGUGUUUCUGGUUGUGUUGCAGCCAACCAGAUUCACCAAAGAAGAGCAAGAAACUGUGAAAAUCAUUCAGGAGAUCUUUGGAGAAGUUUCAGCAGAUUACACUAUAGCCCUGUUCACUCAUGGAGAUCAGCUGGAAGAAGAAGGAAUCACCAUGGAAGAACUAAUCAAUGGAAAUCCAGAUCUCAGUGACUUCAUCGGUCAGUGUCAUGGAGGAUACCAUGUGUUUAACAACAAGGCCAAUGAUCCAUCACAGGUCAGAGAGCUGCUGAUGAAGAUCAGCUCCAUGGUUCAGGAAAAUGGAGGAAGUUGCUACACCAAUGAGAUCUUCAAAGAACCAGAUCUCAGGAUUGCUGUUAUUGGGAAAACUGGAACUGGGAAAAGUGCAGUAGGAAACACCAUCUUAGGGGAAAGAUUUUUUAUGGCUAGGCUGUCUUCUUCCUCAGUGACAUCAGAAUGUCAGAAGGAAACAGGUCAGUUUGAAGGUCAGAUCCUGGCUGUAGUUGAUACUCCAGGUCUGUAUGACACCAGAAAAAAUCAAGAGGAGGUGACAAGAGAGAUGGCCAAGUGCAUCUGCUUUAUUGCUCCUGGUCCUCAUGUGUUUCUGGUUGUGUUGCAGCCAACCAGAUUCACCAAAGAAGAGCAAGAAACUGUGAAAAUCAUUCAGGAGAUCUUUGGAGAAGUUUCAGCAGAUUACACUAUAGCCCUGUUCACUCAUGGAGAUCAGCUGGAAGAAGAAGGAAUCACCAUGGAAGAACUAAUCAAUGGAAAUCCAGAUCUCAGUGACUUCAUCGGUCAGUGUCAUGGAGGAUACCAUGUGUUUAACAACAAGGCCAAUGAUCCAUCACAGGUCAGAGAGCUGCUGAUGAAGAUCAGCUCCAUGGUUCAGGAAAAUGGAGGAAGUUGCUACACCAAUGAGAUGUUCCAGGAGGCUGAGAGAGCCAUAAGAGAAAAGAUCGAGCCAGACCUGAGGGUGGUGCUGGUGGGCCAGGAGAAAGUGGGGAAGAGUUCAGCAGGAAACACCAUCCUGGGAAAGAAGGUUUUUGACUCUAAGAUCAGCUCCAGUCCUCUGACUCUGAGCAGUAAGAAGAUAGAAGCUGAUGUUCUGGGUCGCAGAGUCUCUGUGGUCGACACCCCCGGACUCUUCAGCACCCGACUGACUGCAGAAGAGGUAAAAGCAGAGCUGGAAAAUGCAGACGAGCUGAGCUGUCCAGGUCCUCACGUCUUCCUGCUCAUCCUUCAGCUUGGAAGAUUCACAGAACAAGAACAAGAAGGGCUGAAAACUCUGCAGGAGAUGUUUAAUGCUGAAAUCUCCAAACACACAAUGGUCCUGUUCACCUAUGGAGACCAACUGGAAAACACCGACAUGGAGCAGUUCAUCAGAGAGGACGAGAACCUGCAGGAGCUGCUGAGGAACUGCAGCGGUGUGUACCAUGUGUUCAACAACAGAAAGAUAGAAGACAGGAGUCAGGUCCAGGAGCUGCUGGACAAAAUAGACUCCGUCUGUAAGGGAGGACACUACAAGAGGACGUCACAGGCAGCGUGGUACAGCUCUCUCAAGAGUUCCUGGUUCUUUAGAAAAAUCAGACAGAUUGGGAGUCAGAUAUUCGUCAUCAUCAACUCCAUAAUGAAACCAUACCUGACCCUCAUGCACCCUCACUGUAGCACAAUCCAGUGUUAA
This is a messenger RNA of Archocentrus centrarchus (flier cichlid), 2089 nucleotides long. RefSeq names its product GTPase IMAP family member 8-like. The record is from RefSeq and is a predicted model, not a curated record. Gene Ontology annotation, molecular function: GTP binding. The transcript is spliced from 6 exons. NCBI's taxonomy places the organism in Eukaryota, Metazoa, Chordata, Actinopteri, Cichliformes, Cichlidae. The coding region runs from base 116 to 2089 and encodes 657 amino acids.